Messenger RNA from Aphidius gifuensis, 1394 nucleotides. RefSeq names its product protein-L-histidine N-pros-methyltransferase. The record is from RefSeq and is a predicted model, not a curated record. Bases 322 to 1383 code for a protein of 353 amino acids. Gene Ontology annotation, molecular function: protein-L-histidine N-pros-methyltransferase activity. The transcript has 5 exons. NCBI's taxonomy places the organism in Eukaryota, Metazoa, Arthropoda, Insecta, Hymenoptera, Braconidae.
AACAUGGCCACGUGAUAAGUUGUGUCUGUUUACUCUGCUCCCCUUAAUUUCUCGCUGUAAAAAUAAAAAACAAAAAUAUAUAUACACAAACAAUAAUAAUAGUAACAAAGUAGAUAAUUUAUUAUCAAAAUAAUCAUUGAAUCAGUGAUAAAGUGGACUAGCUCCACAUAAAAUAAAGAAACAUGAAAAAUAAUAAUAAAUUUAUAAAAACGUGAUAUUUGUGUGACGCGCAUCAUCGAAUGUGGCAUCUAUCAACAAUCAUUAUUAUUUUUUUCUAUUUUUUACUGUGUAUAUAUUUAAGUUAAAAAUUAUAUUUUAAUUAUGGCAUCAUCAUCAACAUCAUCAUCAUCAACAACAACAAGCACAACAAUGACCACGCCCAAGUGUACAUGUCAAUUUAUUAAAAAUAAUAAUGACAAUGGUGUUGGUAAAAAUUGUGUUAUUAAAAAUUAUAAACCACACGGUAAUUUUGCAAGAAUAUUGUGGGAAAAACAACGAGCUGAUGAACGUCUUCAUGCAUAUGAUAAAACACGAUGGUAUACAAUUGACAAGAGUUUGAUACGUGAGGACAUACUGAGAAUGUGGGUACCACUGGGAACUGGACCACAUAACGAUCAGCCAGAUAAAAGUGCUGAAAAGUUUCUUGAUAGAUCAAUGGAACGAUCAGAUUCAUUGCCACUACAAGCAUGGCAUUCACUUGCACGAUCAGCACUGUCCUGGUUCAUCAGUCAAACAUCAGUUAAUGGGUUGCUUGGACGUGGAUCAAUGCAUGUAUUCUCAGGGGAACAAUUUAAAAAACUUAUGGAGUCAAGUGGUUACAAUGGACCUUGGAAUUCGGUGAUUGAUCUUGGUGCUGGUGAUGGUGCUACAACUGUUCAUGUUGCACACCUAUUUGACAAGGUUUAUGCAACAGAUAUAUCAGCACCAAUGAGAUGGGCACUUGCUAAAAGAAAAUUUAAUGUACUUGACAUUGAUAAAUGGCAACAAACUGGACCAUUUAAUGUAAUAUUAUGUUUAAAUUUAUUGGAUAGAUGUGAUCGUCCAAAUACAUUACUUCGACAAUUACGUGCAUCAUUAUCACCAGGUGGUAGAUUAAUUGUUGCACUUGUACUUCCAUUUAGUCCAUAUGUUGAAGUUGGUGAACGUGAUGAUCAUAAACCAUCAGAAUAUUUACCAAUAAAAGGAAGUGGUUUAGAAGGUCAAAUAGCUGGUCUAGUUGAUCGUGUAUUUGGUCCAGUUGGUCUUAAAUGUCUUGCAUGGAGUAAAUUGCCAUAUCUUUGUGAAGGUGAUAUGGGUCAAGCAUAUUAUUUUCUUGAUGAUGUUAUUUUUGUUCUUGAAUCUCAUGAGGAGGAACCAUACGAUAGUAAUCAGGAGAAAGAUUAAAAAAUAACAAA